This is a messenger RNA of Dermacentor silvarum, 1041 nucleotides long. Its product is annotated as glycine receptor subunit alpha-2-like. Lineage: Eukaryota; Metazoa; Arthropoda; Arachnida; Ixodida; Ixodidae. Gene Ontology annotation, cellular component: synapse; membrane; neuron projection. The coding region runs from base 1 to 1041 and encodes 346 amino acids. The transcript has 7 exons. Gene Ontology annotation, biological process: chloride transmembrane transport; signal transduction; nervous system process. Gene Ontology annotation, molecular function: transmembrane signaling receptor activity; chloride channel activity; neurotransmitter receptor activity. The record is from RefSeq and is a predicted model, not a curated record.
AUGUGCACCCAGACGUACGACCUCGACAUUCACUUACAACAGUCGUGGCACGACCCGAGACUGAACCUGCGGCGCUUUGGCGUCAACCGGACGGUGGCGCUGAACGGUGCCGAGAUCGCGGACAAGAUCUGGAAGCCCGAUGUGUACUUCAUGAACGCUAAACGGGCUAGAAAGCACAGCGUCACCAUGCCCAACGAACUAGUGGACAUCACGCCAAGCGGGGACGUCUACUACACGAUGAGGCUCACGCUGGAGUUAGCCUGCCCGAUGGGAUUUAGGCGUUACCCACUCGACAUACAGAGAUGCCCCAUGACGAUAAGUACUUAUUCUGAAACUACGCAGAAAGCCAUUCUGCAGUGGGAAGACGUUGAUCCAGUAUUCUUUGAGGGCGAAGUGCAAAUUCCUCAGUUCGACCUGCUGGACAUGGUCUACGAGAACUUCACAAUGUCCUUUGAAACAGGCACCUUCAGCGUACUGCGAGCCAACUUCACCAUAUCGCGUGAGCGCGGCUUCUACCUGAUAAACAUGUACUUCCCCACACUACUUAGUGUCGUCAUUUCCUGGUUCGCCUUCUACCUGCACCUCAACAUGGCGCCCGGAAGAAUCAUCCUGGAUCUUGGCAUGCUGCUCAACCUGCUUUCCGUGAACAGGGGCGUGCGCUCGGAGCUGCCCCCAGUGUCGUACAUGAAAGCCCUGGACGUGUGGAUGGGAGGCUGCAUAUGCGCAGUGUUCGGAUCACUGCUCAUCUUCUCCGUGGUCAACUAUAUGGGGCGCGUCAAGCAGCGGCCCAAGCUGUACCGAAUGGUCGACGACGCUACGUUUGUCUUCGUGACGAGAAAGAAAGAGUUGGCCGAGGAUCCCGAGAGCUACGACAGCAAGGAAUACGACGAGUUGCACCGGAACCUCAAAAGAGCGCAGAGCAUCGACCGAUUCGCACGAGCCGCCUUCCCGUUAGUCUUCCUCGUCUUCAACACUGCCUACUGGUCCCUGUAUUCCAGCCAGGCGUACAUCAGCGUCUACGGCGAACUGGAGCUUGCCUAA